This is a messenger RNA of Helobdella robusta, 2109 nucleotides long. RefSeq lists its product as hypothetical. The coding region runs from base 1 to 2109 and encodes 702 amino acids. Gene Ontology annotation, molecular function: zinc ion binding; nucleic acid binding. The transcript has 3 exons. NCBI's taxonomy places the organism in Eukaryota, Metazoa, Annelida, Clitellata, Rhynchobdellida, Glossiphoniidae. The record is from RefSeq and is a predicted model, not a curated record.
AUGUCUACCGAGCGCUUAAUGACGAAAAUGAUUAAAUCAGGAAGGGAUGAGGCAGAGGUACGAUCAAUGUCAAGACAAGAGAUUAUCGAUGCAUGUCUCGCUAGCGAAUUGAUGAGAACAGAACUUCUGACCGAAACAUCUGAACCUCCCCAGAACGUAACUGAAACGGAAAGAUGGAAAUUUGAGAAAGAACUUGAAUUUAAAGAAAGACAAGCGGCGAAGGAACUUGAAUUUAAAGAAAGACAAGCGGCGAAGGAAUUUGAAUUUAAAGAAAGACAAGCGGCGAGGGAAUUUGAACUGAAAGAACGAGAACUCGAAUUGAAAGAAAGACUAAAGGAAGAGUUAAAAUUAAAAGAAGAUGAAAUGAGAUUGAAAGAAGAUGAACUCAGAUUAAAAAGGGAAGAAUUUUUAUUAAAACAAAAGGAAAGUAAUUCGCUAAUUAAUAGAAUUAAAAAGUUCAGCGACACGAUGAAAGAACAAUUGUGGAAAAUGCCCCAAAACCCUAGUGAACUACCAACUUUUUUUGUACAUCUCGAAAACGCUUUCUGUUCUAAUGGAGUUGAUCAAGAUGUCAAGUCAAGACUUCUUCAAAUGUGUUUACACGAUAAAGCGAAGUCUAUUAUAACUCGAUUAACAGUGCAACAAUUAGAUGAUUAUAAUACUUUGAAAGAAUUUCUACUGAGCGAGUUUAGAAUCAGUCCAGUCAAAUUGCGAGAACAAUUUUUCGGCACGAAAAAAAUACCAAAUGAAACGUACCAACUAUUAUUAUCGAAGUUAAAAAGCUUAUGGAAUUUUUAUCUUAAAAGCAGAGAGAUUGGAACAGAUUUUCAUAAACUAGUGAACUUAUUAAUGGCCGACCGAAUGAAGGAGUUGCUACCCAGAGACUGUUUAAAUUUCGUUCUUAGCCAGGAGCAAGAUGGCUGGUUAGAUUGUGAUAAGUUAGCACGAAUAGCUGAUAAUUAUGCCGCGACAUACGUCAAGGAUAAUAACAGAUCAUAUCAUCGUGAAACGGAACAAAAUUCUUUUGUUGACACUGCAUUUACUCAGUUUGAUACAAGACAGGAAGCGAAUCCACGCAUAUUGGACAAAACUAAAGAAGAAGCUAUGAGAAAAGGAUUAUGUUUUAAAUGUCGACAACCUGGUCAUCUAUCAAAAAACUGCAACAAUUCAUUUAAAAUACAAAGAAAUUCAGUGCAGCGCAGAUUGGAAGUAAACAAUAGUUAUCAAUAUAAUCGAAAUACCCGAGAUAUUCAGUGGAAACAUUUCUAUAGAAGAAAAUUCGUCGAUAUUGCUGUUGAAGGUGUACUACCCCAAAAGGCAUUGAUCGACGGAGGCGCAGAGAUUUGUUGUAUACGACGAGAUCUCAUCGAACCGUCAAAGAUGAAAGUGCAAGGAAAGAUUUCAAUUCUUGGACUACGAGGCGAAGCGAAUGUGUUUGAUACGGUGAAGCUAGAAGUUCUGCCAAUAAUAAAUAAUUCACCAGGGAAAACAUAUACUGUACCCCCGACGCCAGUUUUAUUUGCGGUGAUACCAGACUUAAACGAAAAAAUAAUUAUAACACCGAAUAUUGCAGAAUGGUUAGAUAAAUUAGAGAAGGAAAUACCAAUUUUAAUCAGAGACCAUCACAUUGCCAGCAAAGCUAACGAAAGCCUUCAGAACGAUAACGCCGACCAUGAUGAAAUAAAAUUCAGAAACAAAUAUAACUGCGAAAAUAAAAAUUACUUCAACGACAAGAACAAGGACGAUGAUGAUGAAAAGGAGAACCUAAACAAUGAUGAAAAAAUUAAAAUUGAUGAAUGCCGAGAUGACGAGAACAGAAAUGGUGGGAGCAGAGAUGAUGAUGAGAUGGAGUACAAAGACACAGUAGCCAUGUUGUUCAACGACGGAUCCCACACUAAGAAUAGUAUGACGAUUGACAUGAAUAACGAUAUGAAACCUGAAAUACAAAGAAUUGACAUCGUAACGGUACAUGCUAUAGACGAUGAUGAUGAGGAUGUGAAACAAAAGAGAUGCCUAAAGAUGAGGAAUAAAAGAGCGGAUGAUGACAUUGCUCCCCCCUGUCAUCAUUUUUGGGUGGGGGGUAUGUCAGGGAGGUCACCUAUAUUAUAA